Molecule: messenger RNA, 2725 nt
Organism: Lucilia sericata (common green bottle fly)
Lineage: Eukaryota; Metazoa; Arthropoda; Insecta; Diptera; Calliphoridae
Gene: Vha100-5
Product: V-type proton ATPase 116 kDa subunit a1
Exons: 5
Coding region: 185-2674 (829 amino acids)
Biological process (GO): vacuolar acidification; proton transmembrane transport
Cellular component (GO): plasma membrane; vacuolar proton-transporting V-type ATPase, V0 domain; vacuolar proton-transporting V-type ATPase complex
Molecular function (GO): proton-transporting ATPase activity, rotational mechanism; ATPase binding
Source: RefSeq, a predicted model, not a curated record
UUGAAAAAACAGUUUAGAUGUUUGCAGGCCAAGUAGCAGGUUGUAUCGUUUAACAAAUCGUCAAAUUAACGUCGAAAAAAAAAAACGAGAUAUAAACAAUAAUUACGCUACGGUCGCUGGAAAAGUAAAAAAGUGGUGUUUAUUUAUUUUAAUUAUAAACGUUUAAUUAAUAAACACCAGCAACAUGGGUGACAUGUUCCGAAGUGAAGAAAUGGCCCUGUGCCAAAUGUUUAUACAACCUGAAGCUGCCUAUGCAUCUGUAGCCGAAUUGGGUGAAAGAGGAUGUGUACAGUUUCGCGAUCUAAAUGGCGAAGUAAACGCUUUUCAACGAAAAUUCGUCUCGGAGGUACGUCGUUGCGAUGAAUUGGAACGUAGAAUACGUUAUAUUGAAAACGAAUUGCGCAAGGAUGAGAUUGCUUUGCCAGCUCUGAAUGAGGACGAUGAGCCUGCAGCACCGAACCCGCGUGAAAUUAUUGAUUUGGAAGCUAAAUUGGAAUCAAUCGAAACUGAGUUGAGAGAACUUAGCCAUAAUGCUGUUAACUUGGAUACAAAUUUCUUGGAUAUGACAGAAUUGAAACAGGUUUUGGAGAAUACAGUUGGUUUCUUUUCGGAUCAAGAAAUCUUGAAUUUAGAUACCAAUCGUUAUAUUGAUCCUUUGGAGCCAACAAAUCAAACCAGAGGUCAAUUGGGCUUCGUAGCUGGUGUUAUUAAGCUAGAAAAGUUCUUCGCUUUUGAACGUAUGUUAUGGCGCAUUGGUCGCGGUAAUAUUUUCAUUAAACGCAGUGAUUUAAGUGGCAUGGUAAAGGAUCCCGAAACUGGACAUCCUGUUCUAAAGACAGUAUUCGUAGCUUUCUUCCAAGGUGAACAGUUAAAACAAAGAAUUAAGAAAAUAUGUCAAGCUUUCCAUGCUUCGGUCUAUCCUUGCCCCAGUGCUCACAAUGAGCGCGAAGAAAUGAUCAAAGAUGUAUGCACACGAUUGGAAGAUUUGAAGACGGUCUUGAAUAGUACGGCUGAUCAUCGUAAUCGUGUAUUGGUGGCUGCAGCUCGCAAUGUACCCACUUGGAGUAUUAUGAUUAAGAAAAUGAAGGCUAUUUAUCAUACUCUGAAUAUGUUCAAUAUGGAUGUUAGUAACAAGUGUUUAAUUGGUGAAGGUUGGGUACCCACCAAAGAUUUGCCUGUGGUACAGAAUGCUUUGGCAUUGGGCUCAAAAUCUGUUGAAAGUACUAUUCCAUCUUUCUUGAAUGUAAUUGAGUCUAAUGAACAGCCUCCAACAUUUACUAGAACUAACAAAUUUACCAAUGGCUUUCAAAAUUUGAUUGAUUCCUAUGGUGUGGCUUCGUAUAGGGAAGUCAAUCCAGCUUUGUAUACUUGCAUCACUUUUCCCUUCUUAUUUGCUGUGAUGUUUGGCGAUUUGGGUCAUGGCUUUAUUUUGUUCUUGUUUGCUUUAUAUAUGGUGCUAAAAGAGAAUACUCUACGUAAAAUCAAAGGUGAAAUCUUUAAUAUAUUCUUUGGCGGCCGUUAUAUUAUACUAUUGAUGGGUCUGUUCUCCAUGUACACUGGAUUCAUUUACAAUGAUGUAUUCUCCAAAUCAAUGAACAUUUUCGGUUCCAGUUGGCGUGUGCGUUAUAACACUACCACCGUACUGACAAAUAAUUUCUUACAAAUGAAUCCCGAAUACCAUGUUAGUGGUGUCUAUCCUCUUGGUUUGGAUCCCAUUUGGCAAUUAGCAGAUAAUAAGAUUAUUUUCCUAAAUACCUAUAAAAUGAAACUGUCCAUUAUCUUUGGUGUUAUUCACAUGAUUUUUGGAGUUAUCAUGUCCCUAAUCAAUUAUUCCUACUUCAAAAAGACUGUUAAUAUUUUCAUGGACUUUAUACCACAGAUUGUUUUCCUAACAUUACUUUUCGGUUAUAUGGUAUUCAUGAUGUUCUUUAAAUUUGUCAGAUAUUCAGCAGUCACUGAUGAACAAGCUUUAACUCCAGGAUGUGCUCCAUCUAUAUUGAUUCUUUUCAUUAACAUGAUGUUGUUUAAAAGUCAGGCUCCCUUAGAUGGUUGCAAGGAAUUUAUGUUUGAAGGUCAGGAUAUAGUGCAAAUGGUAUUUGUUAUUAUUGCUGUUAUUUGCAUACCUUGGAUGCUGUUGGGUAAACCUUUCUACUAUAUGUGUAAACGUAAGGCUGCUGCAGCCUCUGCUGUUCAUGCAAAUGGUGACAUAGAAAUGAACGGUGAUGUACAAGCUAAGCCCUCAACAUCUACUGAAGCUGCUGGCGGUCAUGGAGGACAUGAUCAUGAAAAUGAACCUAUGAGUGAAAUAUUUAUACAACAAGCCAUUCAUACCAUUGAGUACGUGUUGAGUACAAUUUCUCAUACAGCCUCAUAUUUGCGUUUGUGGGCUUUGUCAUUGGCUCAUGCCCAAUUAUCUGAAGUUUUAUGGAAUAUGGUCAUGCAUAUGGGCUUAAUAGUAAACCAUUAUGUUGGAGCUGUAAUGCUUUUCCUUAUUUUCGCUUUUUGGGCUGUAUUAACAAUUGGUAUUUUGGUAUUAAUUGAAGGUCUUUCUGCAUUCUUGCAUACUUUACGUUUGCACUGGGUCGAAUUCAUGAGCAAAUUUUAUGAAGGUUUGGGAUAUGCCUUCCAGCCAUUUAGUUUCAAAGCUAUUUUAAAUGGUAGCGAAGAAGCUUAAAAUUAUAUGUAUAUUUUAUGUAAACAUCUAAAUAAACGAAAUUUAACGAUA